UUAUCUACAUUAUUUACACAAUGGGCCCCACGUGAUUGGCUAAUUCCGGGAUUCUCCUGUAGCCCAAUUAGGUUGCGGAUUCCCUUCCACCUGGAGCUGGAUUGGGUGUCUCCUGUGGACCAAUCAGACUGCUGCAUUCUGGAUCCUAUUGUUCUAGGACCAAUCAGACUGCAGCAUUCUGGAUCCUAUUGUUCUAGGACCAAGCAGACUGCUGCAUUCUGAAUCCUAUUGUUCUAGGACCAACCAGACUGCUGCAUUCUGGAUCCUAUUGUUCUAGGACCAAUCAGACUGCUGCAUUCUGAAUCCUAUUGUUCUAGGACCAACCAGACUGCUGCAUUCUGAAUCCUAUUGUUCUAGGACCAACCAGACUGCUGCAUUCUGAAUCCUAUUGUUCUAGGACCAACCAGACUGCUGCAUUCUGAAUCCUAUUGUUCUAGGACCAAUCAGACUGCUGCAUUCUGAAUCCUAUUGUUCUAGGACCAAUCAGACUGCUGCCUUUUGGAUCCUAUUCAACUCAGUACAUAACAUCAACUAUCACACCCAAGGAAUACAGAGAGGUGAAUCAUGAACUAAACAACUCUGUAGAUGGCUUGUGAAAAUUCGUUCACAAUAAUGUAGGACAUUUCAACUCCUAAUACAUGGAAUCUUAAAUAAUAUGUACAAUGCAAAAAUUUCAAUAACAAUGACAGACGCAGCUCACGAUUUUGAAGCCAAACAGUCCAGGUAUUCCCGAAAUAAGUCCGUGAGAAUGACUAUGUAUACUUGUGCUGGUGCGAUCCCAGCGGAACUCCAAUGACGAGAGACCCAGAUUUCAAUCCCUGUUUCAUGAUUCUCCUUCUGGUCGGCCCAAAAAGGGACUCUAAAUGAUGCCUGACUUGCUUAUAAGAAGUUAUUCAUUAUAUAGUAGUUCCUUGAGAUGCAUUGUGGGGAAUGUAUGUGGGAGAACAACAGCAUGAACCAGAAUGAAUGUAGCCUUUGGUGGGGCCAGGACAAGUUCCCUGUGCUGGGGCUAAGCCAUGGGACAGGUGCAGUCCCUUUGAGCAUGUGCAGAGUGCAUGUUACGAAGCGCCAUUAGCCAUCCUCCAUACAGUUAGCAUUAGAAGAAAUACCUGUAUUCUCCAGACUGAAUUCCAGGCAGACUUGGUGAACAGGGAAAGUGGUGUCUAAGCCGGGGCUUUCCUGGGGGAACCCAGAAUGGAGAGAGAUUUACACCCCCUACAUUUAGGGUGUCUUCUCUUUUCGGACAGGUGCUUGCUGCUAGAAGGACUGAAGAUGUGAAUCUCUGAGCCAGACUCCCAAGUUCUGAUCUGCAGAGACCAAAAUCGUGUGCAAUGCCUUCUGAUGGGCCAAGCAUGGGUGGCAGAAGAUUCAAGUUUUCACUUCACUUUGGAAUAGUCAUCAACCUUCUCUUUGGAACUGGACCCACAGCACAGAAUUCUCCCCCUACCUAUGUGAAUGAGCUCCAGGGAAGAUCGGUUUUGCUUCCUAUAAACAUUCCCCCAGGAGAAACAGUAGCCAAAAUCAAAUUGGAUUUCCAGUCCCGGACGGGUGAGAUCAACCACCUUGCUGAAAUAAGCAAUGGAAGGUUGGAAUAUACCAGUGUCUGGUUGGGGCAGCGGCUCAUGAUGGUCAAUGAGACCACCCUGAAUAUCAGCCACCUGCAAAUGGAAGACAGUGGAGUCUACAAGGUUCAUGUGAGGUUUAAUGGAACUUCAUGGUAUCCAACGUACUACUUCAACGUCACCGUCUCUGCUCCAGUGCCAAAGCCGCAGAUCACUCGGCUAGACAUCUCCAAGACUUCAGAGGGCUUCAACGUGACCCUGCAGUGUCUGGCACCUGGAGAGGAAAAGAUUGACAUCUCCUGGGGAAGAGGGGACCCCGUCAGCCCCUUGGAAGAAAGCUCAGAUAGGCACUGCCUCUCUGGCAAUGACACUGUUCUAGAGUUGUUCUGGCAAACCUGUUCCACAAACUCCACCAUCAUCACCUGCCAAGCCAGCAAUGCUGUCGAUCAGAAGAAUGCCUCGUAUGACUUGAGCAGCAUCCCCGAGUGUGAAGGUGUGUGCCUUCUUUCCCCCAUUAUGCACUGCUUGCAAAAACCUUUGUUUCCCUGAGCCUUUGAGGCAGUAGCAGUGGAUGCAAAAUGUACUAUCAAUCAGGCUGAGAAUUUUUCCACCCUGGUUUUUAAAUAUUUGAGUGUUUCGA
Podarcis raffonei (Aeolian wall lizard) is the source of this 2202-nucleotide messenger RNA. RefSeq lists its product as uncharacterized. The record is from RefSeq and is a predicted model, not a curated record. Lineage: Eukaryota; Metazoa; Chordata; Lepidosauria; Squamata; Lacertidae. The coding region runs from base 1332 to 2111 and encodes 259 amino acids. The transcript is spliced from 3 exons.